Molecule: messenger RNA, 4701 nt
Organism: Labeo rohita (rohu)
Lineage: Eukaryota; Metazoa; Chordata; Actinopteri; Cypriniformes; Cyprinidae
Gene: otud4
Product: OTU deubiquitinase 4
Exons: 19
Coding region: 360-4037 (1225 amino acids)
Biological process (GO): negative regulation of interleukin-1-mediated signaling pathway; protein deubiquitination; negative regulation of toll-like receptor signaling pathway
Molecular function (GO): K63-linked deubiquitinase activity; cysteine-type deubiquitinase activity
Source: RefSeq, a predicted model, not a curated record
UAGAUGGAGCAUGGGGCGUGUAGUUUCACUUUCUUUUCGCCUACAUCUCCCAGCGUCUCCCAGCGUCUACUCGAUUCCUUUUAUUUUCUCAAUUGUAUCCUAAUGCCUUCAGAAAUCUACACAUUUGCUUGCUUUACUCGUUGCUGAUCACUUGGAAUAAAAUAUUGCAGCUUUGAACGCGUUUGUUGGAGGAAGCAAGUGUCGGCGGAGCCUCGCCUGAGCUGUCCAACUUUCCUUUGCACUCAUUUAAAAGCGAAUAAAUACAGUCCCUCUCCAUCAGAGAGAGAGGGAAGUGCAGGGAUGGUAAGGGAACCCUGUUUUCAGAUAUAGUGUGAUUGUAUCGUUUGGAGCGCUUCAUCAUGGAGCUCCGGGCGGCAUCGGCGGACGCGCAGCAGCAGCUGGCCGGUGACAGGACGCACGAAAGCCGCAUGGACGAGUACCUGCGCUCGCAGGGCUUUUACCGCAAAAAGAUCGCCAAGGAUGGGUCAUGUCUGUUCAGGGCCGUGGCGGAACAGGUGUUGCACUGUCAAGGUUUACACACAGAAGUGCGAGCGGCCUGUGUGAAUUAUCUGAAACAGAACCGAUCCACCUAUGAGUUGUUCAUUGAAGGCGAUUUUGAGAAAUACCUGGAGAAUUUACAGGAUCCGCAGAGCUGGGUUGGACAGGUGGAGAUCACAGCUUUGGCUGACCUCUAUAAGCAUGAUUUCAUUAUUUUCCAGGAGCCUGAUGAGCCCCCUGUUAACAUAACAGAGAAUGGCUUCCCUAAAAAGGUGCGACUGUGCUUCCUUAAUGGAAACCAUUAUGACAGUGUUUACCCACAAUCUUUUGAGAAAAGUGCUGCUGUGUGUCAAUCGAUCUUGUAUGAGCUGCUGUAUGAUCGAGUGUGUGGCGUCGAACGCAGUGUUUUAGGUUCAUGCAUGAAAGGAGGGAAAGGACGUGAUAAACUGGAUUCGGAGGAAUGCAAGAGCAGUGAAGAGUCUGACCUGGAGGAAGAUGAGUUCUGGUCCCGUGAAGCGAGAGAAAAGCCAGCCAAUGGGAUGAACUUCAGACAGCCGCAGAGGGGUCGUGGGAGGGGCCAGUCUCGAGGAAGGGGGCGUGGCCUUCUGUCCACUAAGGUGCAGAAGUCCCUAAACCCCGCCCUCUACAGGAACGUGGAGUAUGACGUGUGGCUCCGUUCUAAACGACUUCAGCAGCAGCGGGAUUUCUGCAUUGCCGCAGGAAUGCAGUAUUCUGUCGGAGAUAAGUGCAGGGUGCAGCUGAAUAAUCGCUUCUAUAAUGCUUACGUUAAGGAAGUCAGUCCUGAUAAUGGGCCAGUCACUGUGUUUAUUGGAGAACUCAACAAACAAGAAACUGUGCCAUUGUUGAGUUUGCGUCUUCCAUCUGAAGAAACUCAGUCAUGGCAGACGGUGUCAGAAAAGCCUAAAAGACAUGCUGCGCCAAACAGCAGCACACAGACGUCUUCUGAAUGGGAGAGCAGAGGAAGUCGGAGAUCAAACAAAAUGCCGUCUCAAUCGGCACCCGGUGCUCGGGUGCAUAAGCAACACUCCUGGCCUCCUCAGGCCACCCCAGAUGACACAAGAAACAAGUUCAGGAGGUCCGAUCAGCGCAGCAGUCCUGUGGCUGUGUUUCCGGAGGAGGAAGAGGAGAGUGCCAUUUUGGAGCUUCUGCACAAAGAUGAGCACAACUUCCCCUCACUAGGAACAAGCCCCCAAACGGCCACUCCUACUGAAGUCAUAAAGAAAGGAGGGGAAAAAAGAGGCUCACGGAAAAAGGAUCAAAAGGAGCAAGUCUCAGAGACGGAAACACCCCAGAGGCCUGUACAGAGACAGAAGAGUGCCACUGAAGAAAAACAUGGGGUAAAGGUUUCUGAGGAACCAGGGCAGAAACCUUCAACAAUAAAAGAGAAAGUACAGGAGAAACCAACCCCUGCCUCUCCUUCUCCACCUCCUGCUGUUAUCAUCUCAUCUGACCCCAAAACAGCCCCACCUUUAUCUCGGUCUGAAUCUGCUAAAGCCCCUGGUCCUACUCAGUCAGCUCCUGUGGCAAUUAAAAAGACCCCUAUCCCACCCAAGACUAGCUAUGCUCGAAGCCCUGACAACAGUCAGUUUGCCCCAGUGUCCACUUCAGCCCCUUCACAAUCCAUCUCUGUAGCAGGAGCCGUCUCUGGUACCACCCCUGCUACUAUUCAAUCUACACCUGCACCAAAACCUCCCUCAACACAAGCUGCCCCAGUACCUACCGUAGUGCUUCCCACACCUGAUCUUAAUUCCCAGUCCACUCAAACACUAUCUCAAAUUAGCUCGGUUGCAUCUCAGAUCACCCCUGUUCAAGUACCAGCUGCUCUCUCAACUCAAACUACUCUGGCGCCUUCUGACUUAGUCCUGUGUGCCUCUGUUGAGCCAACCCCAUUCAUUCAAACUGCCCCGCCUGCUUGUAUACCAGCCUCUGCAAUACCGGUUUCUGCCCCAGCUCAGGUUUGCACCCCAGCUCAGGUUCCUGCCACAGAUCAGUCUUCCACUACGCUUCCCACUGAUGGAAGCAGUGGUCCACCAACUGCUCAAAAGACUGUAGACCCUCACACUACUGUGGCACCAGUCCCUCUUCCUCAUGUCCCUCCUACCUCCACUUCUCCUUCCUCUGGUCCUCCCCAUGCUCCACCUCCAGACUUGCCUCCAUCCUCUCUCAACCCAUCAGUUCCACAACCCUGUGAAACAGCUAUGCCUGCCUCUGGUGUAGCACCUGCUCCUGAACCCCCAUCCCAACCCCAGCAGCUCCCCUAUCCUCAUGUCCAAUGGUCUCAGCUCCUUCAAGACCCAGUUUAUCCAGGAUUCCCCAAGAAUGAAAAGGGAGAGGUGGAACCAGUGCCCCCCUAUUCUAUCUCCCAAAAAGGAGAAGACCUACCACAAGAUAUGAAUGUACUCAGGUUCUUCUUCAACCUCGGUGUCAAGGCAUACUCUCAGCCGAUGUUUCCUCCCAUCAUGUAUCUGGGUGCGCUAAACCAAGCCUAUCAGAUGCACGUUAGAGGGCCUCCUCCUUCCUCGGACUCUCCUGCUAACCCCACCGUGACUUCAUGGCAACCAGAAAACCCUUCUCCUCCUCAGAAUUUGAGCUCUGUCCCUGAUACCUCAUUGGAAAGCCAUGCUCCCGUUGCACCUGUAGCAUCUGUUAGCGGGCCUGUUGGUCCCAUAGAGCUGGGAGGGUACAAUGAUCAUCCUGUAUCCAUUCCGAUGCCGAUACCACCGCCACCAAGGCCACCAAUGCCCUGGCCAGCUUCUUCUGGCCCAAGUACCUAUCCUGGGUCGUACCCAGCUGCCCCUCCAGUGCAGUUUUCAGCACCACCCUAUCCACCCCCUGGGAAUCAGAUGUAUCCACCAUCAUAUCAUCGUAUGCCACUUCAAAUGCCACUUGAAGCCUUAAACCAUGGACCUCAUGGUCGGAUAGAUGUUAUGCAGUUUGUUCCUCCAACAGUGGACAGGGGACAAGGGAAUGGACAGAGGUCUGUAAACCCCCAGUUUGGGUCCUUGCAGAAGAGCUUUCACGGAGGCCAACCUCAUUUGAGUGGUGGUGAUUUCAAGCCUGUAGAUAUUCCUGUUUCGGUGGCCACGAUGGAACCUCCACCCUUUGUGCAACCUUUUUCAAUUGGCCCACUGCAAGGAGACAUAGCAGGAUUGAGCCCUUUAACCAACGGGAACUUAGGAAAACAAGGAGUCAUCUUCCCAAAAAGCCUUCAUGCUGGUCCUAUUGCAGAAGACCCUUCUCGCUCCAUUCACCCAUAUUCUCCCAGUGAUAAGUGGUCGGUGGAGGAGAUGGAGUUUCCCAAUUUAGAUCUCAGUGUCACUCAGUCCUUUUACAGCCAGUCCUACAGGGGUGGAGGAAGACGUGGCCAAGAUGACCGAGGAGGAUAUCGAGGCAGGGGCUACCGUGCCCGGAAAGAUUAUUCUGCCCGAGGCAGACAAGAUGAACAGUUGUCCUACAGACAUUAUCCAAGACCAAGGGGCCAAGGGCCAAGAGUAACAACGCAGUUAUCAUAUCAGUGAUGCUGGAUAUACAGCAGUUUUUGGUUUACAAUGAUAUCAAAAUACACAAGUCUGUUGUUUGAGUUUCUGGGUGGCCUUUGGUGUAUAGAAUUGAUUAGUAGUAAAUCUUAUGUUUUUAACAGUUUUCUGGCUUUUUCUCCCUGCACAUUCUUGAUUGAAAGUAAAGCAACUGUUUCACCUGUUUCUAUUUCACUGAACCCUUGUGAAAAUGUAAGUGUGUGUGUUUGCAUUGGUAAUAAAAUCUAAUAAAUAUUUUGUUUUGGUUGCACUGCCCCUACAUGCAUGGCAAAAAGAGAAAAAUAUUUGUUUUAUAUUGCGUUGAAUGUAUGUGCUUCCUGGAGAGUCUUUUAGUGUGGGUAUUUUUUAGACUGGUUCUCAGAGGACUGUCCUAAAAAUCUGAAUUUUCCUGAAAAACCUGUAAACAAUCAAUUUUGUGCUGCAAGAGGAGUGUAAUGGUGCCGUUAAUCUCACCAGACCUAGGAAAGUGCCUUUUUUUUUUGGGUAAUUUGGUUUCUCAUUGCACCAUAAUUGCACACUAUUAUCCUCCUCCAUAGGGUUCUGGGGUGUCUGCUGAAUGAAUGUUGAUGCCAAAUGCCUCUAAUAAAUUGCAUUUCUAAUCCAAAUGUGUGUUUUAUCACCAAACAAACAAAUAAAAGAUUAAGAA